CUUUUUUUUUUUUUUUUUUUUUUUUUUUUCCAAACCCCCCUGAUUUUAAAUGACCCACCUCUCCUCCGAUCCGAUCCGCUCUUCUGCUCUCCCAACGUCACCUUCCUCCUCCUCAUCCACUUGGUGGACUACUACUACUGCUAGUACCACUACUACUACCCCGCCUCCGCCAUCGCCUCCUACUCUUCAGUUUCACAGAGUGCUGGUGGUUCGGUGAUUGCUGCCAGUUCCAUCACAGAUACCUCAUCGGCCGGUGUCGAGAGAUCGUCUCUCCGCUACCUUCCUGUCGGAUAACCCACGCUAUUCACCACUUACACACCUCCCACACGAUCCGCAGUUUUAUUUCCUUUUCUGAGUUUUCCCGAUUUUGCAAUUUUUUUUUUAUCAUCAAAGAGCAAACGAAAUUCAUUUUUUAAAGACGUAAAAAAAAAACAGAGUUAUUUGAAAAAAAAAAAAAAAAAAAAAUUGGAAUUAGAAAUCGAAAGGCAAUUUUGUUUCAAAUUGACCCUCUGCUGACGUCUGGGCAUCGAGAGAUGGAAUGACACUCCACCAAGAGCCGAUGCCGUUUGUCGAUCGUGUCGACACAUCUGCCAGUAGAAAGAGUACACGAUCACAGCUUUGCCGGCCGUCUCAUUUGCCCCAUUAAAAAAUUCCCUACAAUUCUAUACAUCCCUUCCUCUCUCAAUCAUCAUCGUGUGAUUUUGUUUUGUAAUUCGACGGUGCGUCGUCAUUGGAUUUCGACUUCAGUGCCUUACGACAGUGCGUCUCUGAAGUGUAGGUGAAUUUCGCUCGAUCAAAACAAAGAAAGAAAUCGUUUAAUUAAGAUCGAAAAGAAAUCGUGAGCAAAACAACACACAUAAAAAAAAAAAAUGGCGUCGUUCGAGUGUUGGUCCAGCUGUAAUAGUGCAAGGCCUACGAUGUGCUCACAAGAGGCUGGAAGCGUUCGGACUCGGCGGCGGAUAAGCGUCGGCGUCUGCAACGACUGUGGUGUCAAGCAAAUCAAAUGCUCGUUAUCUUCGUCACGGCGACACGUUCGCCGCCCUCACGAUCACCGCUCAUCGGCUGGUUAUUGCUAUUGGCUGCUCGUUUUGUUGGUCGUGUCGAGCGCUUUGCUGCCGACACCGGCGAUGGCCUGCGGUCCCGGCCGGGGUGCCAACCGUCGGCGGUCGCCGCGCAAGUUGACGCCGCUCGUCUUCAAGCAGCACGUGCCCAACGUGUCGGAGAACACGUUAGGCGCCAGCGGACUGACCGAGGGCAAAAUCACGCGCGACGAUCCGCGAUUCCAGCAGCUCGUGCCAAACUACAACACGGACAUUGUUUUCAAAGACGAGGAAGGCACUGGCGCCGACCGUCUUAUGACCCAGCGCUGCAAGGAGAAGCUGAACACGCUGGCCAUUUCAGUGAUGAACCAGUGGCCGGGCGUCAAGCUGCGCGUGACGGAAGGCUGGGACGAGGAAGGCCUACACGCGGCCAAUUCGCUGCACUACGAAGGGCGAGGCGUGGACAUCACGACGUCGGAUCGCGACCGCUCCAAGUACGGCAUGUUGGCCCGUCUGGCCGUCGAGGCCGGAUUCGACUGGGUCUACUACGAGUCGCGAGCUCACAUUCACGCUUCGGUCAAAUCAGAAUCGUCGCAAGCUGCCCGUCACGGAGGCUGUUUCCCACCCGAAUCGACCGUGCUCGUCGACGAUGGCAGCACCCGAAAGCUAUCCGAACUUUCAGUUGGCGAUCGAAUUCAAUCGAUGGACUCGCAAGGCCGUUUGGUCUUCAGUCCCGUUCUGCUCUUCCUCGACCGCGAUUUGACCGAAGAACGUGAUUUCGUUCAACUUCAAUCGGCCGAUGGCGCUACGGUUACGAUGACGGCCAGUCAUUUGAUCUACACAGUGGCCAGCCAAGACUUACUGGAGGAUGUCGACAUCGAUCUGAUGAACGAGCAAUUGCAAUCCAACAGUUUGACCUCUGACGAGAGCAGCAGCGCAGAAGAAGAAGAUCGAUUGUUAGGCCAGCUGAUGGCCAACGCCACGAUGGAACGUUUCGGAUCACGACUCAAGGCCACGUUCGCUUCCAAAGUUCAAAUUGGCGACUGGAUCGUGUCAACCGGCCCUGACGGUCGAGCCAACCCUCAACGGGUUGUCGGAGUUUCAGCCGUGACCCAGCGAGGCGUUCUGGCUCCGUUGACCGAGGAAGGCACGUUGGUCGUCGACCAGGUGGUCGUGUCCUGUUACGCCGUCAUCGACGAUCAGGUCAUCGCCCACUGGGCUUUCGCCCCGGUCCGGCUCCUUAACAACGUCCACAAAAGUCUGGUCCACUUCUGGCGAGCCAUCAGCUGGUGGAAUCACGACCGGACGACGGUCGAUGCCACGGGCAGCAGCAUCCCAGUCAGAAAUGUUGAGGCUAGAUCGACGACCAAUGAGAACAAACCUCCGACGUUAGUGGGCAUCCAUUGGUACGCCAAAUUGUUGUACAGGAUAGCACGAGUCGUACUGCCCAGUCACUUGGUCUUCAACUGAACGACCGCCGCCUGACGGUGUGCAAAAACCAAAACACACACAAUCUUUUUGUUGGGCAUCAUUUUGCUCAGCCACAUCUCCACUCUCUCUUAUGUAAUCUCCUAACUCUAUGACGUUUCUUUUUUCUUUUUUUUUUACGUUGAAGAGAGCCCAGCCAUCAUAUGAUAUACCGGGAGAAAGAGAGAGAGAUGGAGAAACUAAAGUUUCCCAAUUUCGUUUUUUUUUUUUUAGUUUGUUUGAAUGGUUUUUUUUUUAUUUGUUCGUUUUUUUUGCUCAGCAAUGUUGAGUCUAUAUAUUUAAAUAUGCCCAAUGAUGUAUGAUUUUGUCGAUUUCCCCAAUCCAAAAAAAAAAAAAAAAAAAAAAAAUUCCUUUUUUCAAAUCCAAUUUAUCUCCUGUAAAAGCCGUUUUCGACUGAUCGGUCAACCCAAACUACAUUGUUCCAAGCAGAGGAACUGCCACCACCAGCCAACCACUACAGUAUAUCCAAAUCCUAUGCAAACAACCUACAUAAAUUUUUUUUUUUUUUUGUCCCUCGCGUUUCCCUAUUGCAGAAUUCUUUAGAAAAAAAAAAAAAAAAAGCGAAACGAAUAUACCCUCCAUAAUUAUGUGAUGAUGCGUGUAAGAUGUAUAACAAUUUGUAAAUAGGAUGAACAGGAAUGUUCAUAUGACACGAUGACGGAGAAAUGAGAACACGAACGGAAAAGACAACCACCAGCCAAACAGAUUUGAAAGAAAAAGAAAAUCUUCUGUCCCAUAUAUGUAGUUAAUUUCACAAUAAAAACAAAAACAAACAAAAAAAAAAAAGAGCAAAAUGUUAAAGAUUCAACAAGUUGUACAUAAAAUAGAGUGAGACAUACAGACACACAGAUCUAUCAGAUUCCCUUUCCUCCAAUCGCGUUCACCACCAACGACUUUUUCUAUGAAAAAGCCUCCCUCUUUCUUAAACAAAAUAAUAAUAUCAAUAAAUAAUACUAUAUAUACUAUCCUUGAUUUUAACUACUGCUAUAACUCCGUCCGUCUUCAUAUAAUAAUUUUCUAUACUAGUUUUUUUUGUGGGGUACUUUUAACACACUUGAAAUUGAAUUUUUUUUUCUGUUAUUAUUUUUUUUUUUAAAUCAAACGUAGCUGUCUCCAGUGCUCCCCACGUUCUGCUGACCCUUUGUUGAUUCAUGAUCAAAGCCUUAUCACUUUUCAUUUCGCUCUCAUUUUGCAUCAAUGACGGGCGGUAAUUAUAAUAGAAAAUAAACAAAAAAAAAAAAAAAAAAAAUCAAUUGAACCGCCCUCCAAAGCUAAUACGACAACCAAUUAAUUUUUUUUAUUUUCAUUCUCGGAAUCUUUUGUCGUGAAAAAAGGGGAAAAAAAAAUUGAGAAAUGAAAAUAACAAAAAUUGCGAAUGUAUUGUUAAUUUUUACUUUGUAAUUCAAAUUUCGCAUGUCUUUAUGUUCCGAAAUUUCUGUUUAAAAAAAAAAAUGUCAAUUGGGAGCAACCCAUUUCCGCCAUUCGGAUUGUCAACUUUGUAUAUUUUUGCAAUCAUACAUCUGUUUCAAUUAUUA
Molecule: messenger RNA, 4063 nt
Organism: Daphnia carinata
Lineage: Eukaryota; Metazoa; Arthropoda; Branchiopoda; Diplostraca; Daphniidae
Gene: hh
Product: sonic hedgehog protein-like
Exons: 3
Coding region: 870-2510 (546 amino acids)
Biological process (GO): multicellular organism development; cell fate specification; smoothened signaling pathway
Molecular function (GO): patched binding; calcium ion binding
Source: RefSeq, a predicted model, not a curated record